Messenger RNA from Exophiala dermatitidis NIH/UT8656, 471 nucleotides. RefSeq lists its product as uncharacterized. Gene Ontology annotation, cellular component: DASH complex; mitotic spindle; mitotic spindle pole body. The transcript is spliced from 2 exons. Bases 1 to 471 code for a protein of 156 amino acids. Gene Ontology annotation, biological process: attachment of spindle microtubules to kinetochore; mitotic cell cycle. The record is from RefSeq and is a predicted model, not a curated record. Lineage: Eukaryota; Fungi; Ascomycota; Eurotiomycetes; Chaetothyriales; Herpotrichiellaceae.
AUGUCUUACCACACGCACCGACUCACAAACAUGUAUCCCUCACACGGGAAUCCGGGCAACACCACGUCCUCAUCUUCCGGGCUGCGCCAGCCGUCCCAUUCGCAUUCCCACUCACAGUCACUCCUACAAACCAGAAUCGCGGCAAAGCGCGCCGAGCUCGAGAAUCUACGAGCCCUGCGCGAUCUGAGUGCCAAUUUAGCAACACAACUAUCCACACUGGAAGAGAAGCUCGGCACUUUGCGCGACGGCUCACAGAGUGUCGCAUUGGUAUUGGCGAAUUGGGAGAAUGUGCUCAGAGCGAUCAACAUGGCAGCCAUGAAAGUCCCCAAGCCCGCCAAUGUCGACGAAGACGAAAACCAAGAUGCCGACGCAGCAGGCGAUACUCGAGGUACCAGUGGAUCUUCAGCACAAGACCUUCCCGUCCCUCUUGUUCGGAUUCCGGUACAACCAAAGACAGAGGAUGGAAGUUGA